AUGAGUUUAGCAUUUGAUGAAUAUGGUCGUCCAUUCAUUAUUGUAAGAGAACAACAAGCAAAAGAAAGAUUAAAGGGUAUUGAAGCUCACAAAGCUCAUAUCCUUGCAGCCAAAACCAUUUCAAAUAUUAUGAAAUCAUCAUUAGGUCCAAAAGGUAUGGAUAAAAUGAUGGUUAGUCAAGAUGGUGAAGUUACAGUAACAAAUGAUGGUGCAACUAUUCUCGAAAAUAUGCAAGUUGACAAUCAAAUCGCCAAAUUAAUGGUUCAAUUAUCAAAAUCACAAGAUGACGAAAUUGGUGAUGGUACAACUGGUGUUGUAGUUUUAGCAGGUUCAUUAUUAGAACAAGCUGAAGGUCUUAUCGAAAAAGGUAUUCAUCCAUGUCGUAUUUAUGAAGGUUAUGAAGUUGCUUGCAAGAUUGCCAUCGAACAUUUAGGAUCAAUUUCAGAUUCAAUUACAUUCUCAAAAGAUGAUCUUGAACCAUUAGUUAAAACUGCAAUGACUUGUUUAGGUUCAAAAAUUGUCAAUCGUUUCCAUCGUCAAAUGAGUGAAAUCGCUGUUAAAGCUGUUGUCUCUGUUGCCGAUAUGGAACGUAAAGAUGUAAACUUUGAAAAUAUUAAAUUAGAAGGUAAAGAAGGUGGUAAAUUAGAAGAUACUCAAUUAAUUAAAGGUAUUAUUAUCGAUAAAGGUAUUUCCCAUCCACAAAUGCCAAAAACUAUUAAAGAUGCUAAAAUUUGUCUUUUAACUUGUCCAUUCGAACCACCAAAACCAAAAACCAAGAAUUCAAUCGAAAUUACAAAAGCUGAAGAUUUAAAGAAAUUAGGUGAUAUUGAACAACAAUACUUUAUAGAUAUGGUUCAAAAAGUUAAAGCAACUGGUGCAAAUUUAGUUCUUUGUCAAUGGGGUUUUGAUGAUGAAGCCAAUCAUUUACUUCUUCAAAAUGGUUUACCAGCUGUCCGUUGGGUUGGUGGUUUAGAUCUUGAAAAAAUUGCUAUGGCAACUGGUGGUCGUAUUGUUGCUCGUUUCGAAGAUGUUAGUGCUGAUAAAUUAGGUAAAGCUGGUCUUGUUAGAGAAAUUGGUUUUGGUACCACCCAAGAUCGUUACCUUUCAAUCGAAGAUUGUCCAAAUACAAACGCUGUUACAAUUUUUGUUAGAGGUGGUAAUAAAAUGAUUGUUGAAGAAGCUAAAAGAAGUAUUCAUGAUGCUUUAUGCGUAACUCGUAAUCUUAUCAGAGAUAAUAGAAUUAUUUAUGGUGGUGGUUCAGCUGAAAUUUCAUGUGGUUUAAAGAUUGCAAGCAAAGCAGACGAAAUCCCAACCAUUGAACAAUAUGCUGUUAGAGCCUUUGCCGAUGCUUUAGAUGCCAUUCCAUUAGCAUUAGCUGAAAAUAGUGGUCUUGAACCAAUCGAAGCCUUAUCCGGUGUUAAAGCUUUACAAAUUAAAGAAAACAAUCCACAUCUUGGUAUUGAUUGUAACUACAAAAAUACAAAUGACAUGAAAGCUCAAUUCGUUUUUGACACUCUUCCAGGUAAAACUCAACAAUUUUUAUUAGCCAAUCAAGUCGUUAAAAUGAUUUUAAAGAUUGAUGAUAUUAUUAAACAAUCAGGUUCACCAGAUGACGAAUAA
Molecule: messenger RNA, 1620 nt
Organism: Dictyostelium purpureum
Lineage: Eukaryota; Evosea; Eumycetozoa; Dictyosteliales; Dictyosteliaceae
Exons: 3
Coding region: 1-1620 (539 amino acids)
Biological process (GO): protein folding
Cellular component (GO): chaperonin-containing T-complex
Molecular function (GO): ATP hydrolysis activity; ATP-dependent protein folding chaperone; ATP binding
Source: RefSeq, a predicted model, not a curated record